AUGGCGACCCAGAGCUCCACAUCACUGCAAGAUUUGAUUCGGGAAGAUUUUUUGACUUGCAGAAUCUGCUAUGACCUAUAUGUGGUUCCCAAAAUCCUACCGUGUCUGCAUAGCUACUGCCAGAAGUGCCUGGAACCACUGGUGGAAAAUGGGACCGUGCAGUGUCCCGAGUGCCGCUUACAAACCGAGGUCCCAGGAGGUGCCACUGGCUUGAAGUCCAACUUCUUCAUCAAUGGUCUCCUGGAGCUGUUCCAGAUGAAGCGCAACAAGGACCUGGAGUGCACAAUCUGCUCUAAUGCUCAGAAGGUCGUGGCUGCUACUGCCCGUUGCCUGGACUGCAAGGAUUUUCUGUGUCAGACGUGUUCUCAAGGCCACUGCUGCUCCCGACUCACGCUGCAUCAUAAGGUGGUGAACCUGGAAGAGUUCCUGGCUGGACACUAUGACAGUGAAGUGAGAUUCUUGCAGGAACUGUGCUGCCAGGAUCACCCCCAGGAGGCACUUCGCUUCUUCUGUGACACCUGCAGUGUGCCCAUCUGUAGGGAUUGCCGCAUGCUGGACCAUUUCCAGCACAAGGUGGUCUCCAUGGUCAAUGCAGUGCAACGGGAAAAGCCCUCUGUAGAGCAGCUGAUCAUGAGCCUAGAGGGAACUAUUACCUCCAUCUCUGAGCAAGAGAAAGUUGUGGAGGAGGCGAUGAGCAAACUGAAAGCAAAGGGAGAACUCAUCAAGAAAAGAAUCUGCGACUAUGUGGAAGAUGUCACUGCUUACAUCUUUGCUCAGAAGGAGGCUGCUCUGGAGAAGCUAAACGUUUUCCUGACUCAACAGAUGGAGGGAUGUAGUACAGUACAGAAGGAGCUGCAGAGCCAGAAGGACAAAGCUAAGAGCACUCAAGAGUUUUCUCAGCAUAUUCUCUGUGUAGGGAAGGACUAUGAGAUCCUUCAUCUGGAAGGAAUGAUCAGGAACAGGGUUCAGGAGCUUCAGGCGUAUAGGUUGCAGCGACUCCCAAACCAGACCCCAGAGCUAGCUAUUGCUUGGGAUGAGCCGGAGGAGCUCUCUGAAGCACCACUUUUCAGUUUUGCGUUUCCUCAGGAGCAACCAGGAAGAGACGUGCAACGAUUGGAGCUAGGCAAUGAGUCCUUCACUUCUCUUGAGAGUGAUGAGGUCACAGACCCUCCUUCUGACUCUGAUGAAGACUCCUGCAUGAGUGUGUCUGACUCCCCUACUAAAAGCUCCUCUUCCUACACUAGUUUCAGGGCUGGAGUAGAAUAUACUUACAGCUUUGAACUGGACCCAUCCUUUUUUGCCUUGGAAAAGCCCAAUAUCACUGGGAUUGCUGUGGUGCCCCACACUGGCCAAAUUCUUCUUUUGGAUCAGGCAAAUAAUGAGAUAAAGCAAUAUAGCCCUACUGGUCAAUUCCAGCGAGUGAUUCAUUUGUCUGGUCAACUUUCUGACUCUGCUUUUUGUGGUAUCUCUGUGUGUGGAAAGAUACUGGCCUGUUCGUCAGAGACUCACCUUUUUUUCUUGACUCUUGAAGGCGUAUUCCUCCGCAAAUUGCAGAUGAGGGGAUCGGAGUCCUCCUACGCUCUGGCCUCUUACCAGAGCUCAUAUGUGGCUGUCAGUGAGGGGACUCUCUGUUCCAUCUCACUGUAUAGCCCUUCAGCCUUUUGUGUUGGCAGAGUCCAGCCAGACAACUACCACGGGGGAAAAUUUCUGUUCAUUGCAAUCAAUAGCUGGGAGGAGUUUGUUGUCUCAGACUUCAUCAAGAAACAGAUUGUUGUCAUGAAGAAAUCUGGGCUGAUUCUUAGUGUGCUGAAGCCUUCGACCUCAGUGCUGAGCAGGCCGUUCAGUGUCUGUGUUGAUGAAACCAGGAGUGUUUUUGUGAUUGAUCAGUACAAGGUGAUACAGUUCUCACCAAAUGAUGAGACUGGGAAAGUGGUGUUGAAUGACCAGAGUCAGGUGAGGAGACCUAGGGUGCUUGCUGUCAGUGGUGAGAACCUCAUUUUGGUGCGGGAAGAUGGAAGAACGGAUGUCUAUUCCCUAUAG
This is a messenger RNA of Euleptes europaea (tarantolino), 2040 nucleotides long. Its product is annotated as E3 ubiquitin-protein ligase TRIM56-like. The transcript has a single exon. The coding region runs from base 1 to 2040 and encodes 679 amino acids. Gene Ontology annotation, cellular component: nucleoplasm; chromatin. Gene Ontology annotation, molecular function: ubiquitin-protein transferase activity; zinc ion binding. The record is from RefSeq and is a predicted model, not a curated record. Gene Ontology annotation, biological process: positive regulation of DNA-templated transcription. NCBI's taxonomy places the organism in Eukaryota, Metazoa, Chordata, Lepidosauria, Squamata, Sphaerodactylidae.